AUGUGGGUACGGCGGUGUGCCCCCUGCCUCCCGGCGAUGCUCCCCUCCUACGCCAAGAUUCUCGCUACCACCGUGUCAGUGUUUGCAGCCUGGGCGACGAUUCGUGGCAUGCUUAGGAACGUUUUGGUUACUGAUCUUGACCUGAAGUCUCCGGAGGGGACUGUCUCCUGUCUGCGCUCGGGGAGAAGAUGGCCACGGAUCGGUGAAGGAGGACUAUGGUCAUAUGAAGGGGGCGAGUUCGCACAAUGGUGGGCGUAUGAUCACAAUCCAGAAGCUGUGUUUGGUACGGUGGAGAUGACUGUUCAAGAGUGUUCAACAAUAACUGUUCCGUUGGAUGGCCUGGCUGAUUUAAGUGCUGGCUAUCCAGAUCCGAUCCAUGAGAAGCAUCAGCAUCCAACUUUUUCUCGACUGGCAGCUGCAAUCGUCGCGUACAUCCUAUCAUUCCUUCUGGCUGUUUGGGUUGCGUGUCACGACUUCGCCCUUAUAUCAUACAAUUGCCCAAUCUGUGUUUCCACGCGCAAGGCAUAUGAGGACAAUUUCGAUUUAACCCUCGCGAAAGAGAGGACAAGGGUUUCAAGCCAUCUCCAAUCCAUCCUGGAUGUUGAAGGAUUCAAGAACACUUUUCCGAAAUUCUGGCGCAUCUCUCAGAGCAUUGUUGCUUGUGGUUGCGGCGCGAACUGCUGCCCUUGUCCUGGGGAUGGGAAUAUCCAUAGGCCACGGUGUAUCAUCGCUUAUGUUUUCAGCGUCAUUGCAUUCGUGACCCUGGUGUGCCCACUGGUAGUUCUGUUGGGAACCUUGGACUACUUAUGCUGCAUCGUCUUCGUCUGCAAGAGGCCUCUCAAGGAGCGCGCGCGGCUCAGCCGCCUCGUUGUCUUCUGCCUGUGCUGUAUAUCCUCGGCGAUGUACCUGGCGAUCAGCGUUGAUGUAUUUCUCUACGAUUUUACCCGGCCGACCUGA
Messenger RNA from Prorocentrum cordatum, 957 nucleotides. NCBI's taxonomy places the organism in Eukaryota, Dinophyceae, Prorocentrales, Prorocentraceae. The record is from the annotation of a GenBank genome assembly.